GCCGCCCAGCUCCGCGGAAGCUGCCGGCGCCGCCAUGGUGGAGGCCUGGUAUAUGGAUGAGUCCCAGGAGGACCAGCGGGCUCCCCACAGGCUGGAGCCCAACCGCGCCGUCAGCCUGGAGCACCUGCGCCGCCUCGGCGUCGCCUACCGCAGAUUGGAUGCUGAUAACUAUGAGACUGACCCACGUCUGAAAGAGAUUCGGGAAGCAGAAAAUUAUUCUUGGAUGGAUAUAAUAACUAUACAUAAAGACAAGUUGCCAAAUUACGAAGAAAAGAUAAAAACAUUUUAUGAAGAGCAUUUACAUCUAGACGAUGAAAUUCGUUACAUCUUAGAUGGAUCUGGCUAUUUUGAUGUUCGAGACAAAGAUGACAAAUGGAUCCGGAUUUCCAUGGAGAAAGGAGACAUGAUAACCCUCCCUGCUGGCAUAUAUCACCGAUUUACACUGGAUGAGAAUAACUACGUGAAAGCAAUGAGACUUUUUGUUGGAGAACCAGUCUGGACAGCAUACAACAGACCAGCUGAUGAUUUUCCUGCUCGGAAACAGUAUAUGAAGUUUUUGGCCGAAGAAGCACAGUAAUGAUGUCUGAGACCUGACAGGUGGAAUAGCCUGAAGCCAAGUAGAAUAAAUGUGAUUGGUGUUCUUUCAA
Lagopus leucura (white-tailed ptarmigan) is the source of this 647-nucleotide messenger RNA. It is a transcript of the gene ADI1, whose product is annotated as acireductone dioxygenase 1. The record is from RefSeq and is a predicted model, not a curated record. The transcript is spliced from 4 exons. Bases 35 to 577 code for a protein of 180 amino acids. Gene Ontology annotation, molecular function: acireductone dioxygenase [iron(II)-requiring] activity. Lineage: Eukaryota; Metazoa; Chordata; Aves; Galliformes; Phasianidae.